CGUCCGUCUCUCGUGACAGCAGCAGCCGGACAGCCCGUCAUGUCGCUGCGGUUCUCGGAUGAAAACUUCCAGGCGGCCUGGUCGGAGCUGGACGAGCCGCGGGUGGAAGGAUGGGAGCUCUUCACCGAGACCAUGGGGGUCCGCAUCUACCGCCUCCUGGACCAGGAAACCGGACUUUACGAGUACAAGAUCUUCGGCGUGCUGGCCGGCUGCGACGCCGACCUGUGUGCAGACGUCUACAUGGACCUGAAGUACCGGAAACACUGGGAUACUUACGUGAAAGAGCUGUAUGAGCAGGACUUCAGCGGCCAGGCGGCGAUCUACUGGGAGGUGAAGUACCCGUUCCCCCUGUCCAACAGAGACUACGUCUACGUGCGGGAGCGGAGGGACCUGGACGUGGACGGCAGGAAGAUCCGGGUCAUCCUGGCCAGGAGUUCCCAGGAGACGCCGUGCGCCGAGAAGAGCGGCGUGCUGCGGGUCAAAGAUUACAAACAGAGCGUCGCCAUGGAGACCGACGGCUCCAGUGGAACUAAAGUGUUCAUGAACUACUUCGACAACCCCGGCGGUAUGAUCCCGACGUGGCUGGUGAACUGGGCGGCCAAGAGCGGGGUCCCGGGCUUCUUAACGGACAUGCAGAAGGCCUGCAGCAACUACCAGAGCUACUGCCAGAAGAAGUGAGGAGGAGGAGGAGGAAGAGGAGGAAGAGGCUGAAACUCAAGGGCUCGGGGGGAUUUCUGGCUGUCGUCUCGUGGUUUUCCUGCUGCUGAAGCUGUGACGGGUGAAUGCGACGUGCUGUGGGUUCCUCACGUUCCUCAUGUUCCUCUUCACCCGGGCAUGUUGUUGCAUGACCCUUCGUGCUGUAUUUACCGGUGCUGUGGCGUCUCCUUUGUGCAAUCAUGCAAUCAAAUCUUUUUAAUCAAAUGUCCGAAUGGAACAUUAGUGUGGAUGAAAAAGAAAACUGCGUCUUUAUCCUGUUUGAUGUUUGUGUUACACCAGACGGAUGCAAUGUAUUUUAAAUGAUUGUCUGUUUGAUCCACUGGAAUUCAGUCGUCUCUUCAAUAAACCAGCAGAAAUGUUGAGUGUUAAAUACUUUAUGCAAGAAUGAACAAAGAUAUAUAUAUAUAUGCAUACUUUCUGAAUCCCCUUGGGGGAAAUGUGUCCUCUGCUUUUGACCCAUCACCAAUUACACACCAACGGCUGCAUUAUUACCUCAGAAAAAGUUCUGAUCUGGGCUGGACUGGGAUUCGUGGUUGGUUCUGGUCGUGGACGGACUAUUACUGUGUAAUAUCGCUGUGCUGCUGGUACAAAUAAACCUCUCUUUUACCCUAAA
This is a messenger RNA of Cololabis saira (Pacific saury), 1330 nucleotides long. It is a transcript of the gene pctp, whose product is annotated as phosphatidylcholine transfer protein. Lineage: Eukaryota; Metazoa; Chordata; Actinopteri; Beloniformes; Belonidae. Gene Ontology annotation, molecular function: phosphatidylcholine intramembrane carrier activity; phosphatidylcholine binding. The record is from RefSeq and is a predicted model, not a curated record. The transcript is spliced from 6 exons. The coding region runs from base 40 to 678 and encodes 212 amino acids.